Messenger RNA from Insectozyma verbasci, 1467 nucleotides. NCBI's taxonomy places the organism in Eukaryota, Fungi, Ascomycota, Pichiomycetes, Serinales, Debaryomycetaceae. The record is from the annotation of a GenBank genome assembly.
AUGCGUCCUACGGAAAAGAAAAAUAAAGACGAUAGACCUUAUAAAUGUACAUUUUGUGAAAAAGCUUUCCAUAGAUUAGAACAUCAAACAAGACAUAUUAGAACUCAUACUGGUGAAAAACCUCAUGCUUGUACGUUUCCAAAUUGUACUAAGAAGUUUUCAAGAUCUGAUGAAUUAACUAGACAUUUGAGAAUUCAUAAUAAUCCAACUUCAAGAAAGAGAAAGAAUAAGCAAAAUGAAAUGAAUAAUCAAGAACAAGUUUCUCAAUCUGAACCAAUACCUAUUCAACAUCAACAAAAUCCUCAAUUUGUACCUGCAAAUCUUCCUUUUUCAACAAUAUAUCAUUAUCCGAAUCAACAACCAUAUCCAGUUUAUAUUAUUCCACAUCAAAAUGGAACUUAUUCUCAACCAAUCCUUCAGCAACAAGGUCCACCACAACAAAUGCCAGUUCAAGUACAUCCUCAACAACCACAACAGCAAAUGGUUGUACCUGUUCCACCAAAUGAAGUUCAUUAUCAACAACAAGGACGUGCUGUAUUUUCAAUUCCAAACUCCCCUACCCUGUAUCAACAACAACAACAACAACAACAACAACCACAACAACCACAAUUCAGUUCAAACUUUACACGUCCUAUUGUUAUGUCAAGAACAAUAUCGUCAGAUGCGUUAAGAUUACCACCAUUAAAUAACAAUAAUAAUCCAUAUAAUAGUAAUCAUUCGAAUAAUUCUUCAACUUCAAAUUCUCCACCAAAUCAAAGUCAAAGAAAUAUAAUUAACCAAAAUAUAUCGAAAUCAGAAUCAACAUCACUGAUAUUUUCAGUAAAUCAAAGAAUUUUCAGUGGUUCAACAUCAACAUUACAAUCAUUAGGUACAUCACCAAAUAAUUCAAGUUCAAUGCCACCACCAGUUAAUAAAGCAACAAUUUCGUUUUCAAACUUGAAUGAAUAUUUCAAAAAUAAUCAAAAUAAUGGAUCUAGAAUGUUCGAUGCAUCUUCAUCGUCACUGAGCUCAUUAAGUGGCAAAAUUAGAAAUGGUUCAGGUGAUACAAAUUUAUCAGGAUUACAAAGAAUGACACCUUUAAAACCAACAACAUCACAAAGAACAACAAAUUUAAUACCAAAACAGCCAUCAUCAACGUCUUUAAAUUUAGAAUUCUAUAAUCAACAACAAAUGGGAUUAGGUCAUGUUGCAAAGAAAUCACGUCCAAAUUCUCCGAAAUUACAAGCAAAUACUAGCUUUACUAUUAUUUCACCAAACGAAACUCCAUUACAAACUCCAAGUCAAUCACCACAUUUACAACCACAAGAAGAACCACAAAGUAUUGCGCUUUCAGGUACUGCUUUACCUCCUAUUCGUUCAGUUUUAAGUUUUACAUCAUUAAAGGAUUAUCCGGAACCUGAAGUACCUAAAAGAGAAGAAGCUAAAGAUGUAAAGAAGUGUAUGAAUUUGAAUAGUUUAUUGAUUUAA